AUGGAUGAAUUAAAUAAAGAAGAAAUUGUGGAUAAUAUUAAGAAUGAGAAAGGUAAAACUCGUAAAGGACAAUUAAUUUUGAAGAGAAGAGAAGGAGUAUAUGAAGAGGGUUCUAAAUAUUGUUUAUUUAUUUGUAGUAAUAAAAGAUCUUUAAUAUUAAAAAACUUUAUGCAUGAUAUAUAUAAUAUUUAUAAACCUUUAACUUGUUAUAUGCCUAAAGCACAUCCAAAUUUAUCAAAUAUAAUUGAUAAGAUAGAUAAACUAGUUGAUAUAUGUAUUCAUAAUAAUUGUUCUUUUUUUUUUUCUGUAUUUUCAACAAAAAAAAAACCUUCCAGAUUUAUUAUUGGAAGGUUAUUUAAUAAUAAAAUAUUAGAUUAUUAUGUUUUCAAUCUUUUGUCAUAUAUACCCUUAAAAUUAUUCUCACUAUCAAAAGAAAUAUUAUAUGAUACAAAGCCUUUAGUAUUAAUUCAAGGAGAUUAUUUUGAAAAAAAUGAAACAAAUAGGUAUGUAAAAAAUAUCUUAUUCGACUUUUUUAAGCAUAAAAAUGUUGAAUCCUUUUCUAAAAAAUCAAUACAACGUUUGAUAGUUAUAAGUUCAUAUCAGAAGAAUGACUCGAAUGUGAUUCUAGCGUCUGACACAAAAGGGGAAGAGGACCACAAUAAUAAUAAUAAUAAUAAUAAAAACAACUAUACAUAUCAUAAUAAUAAUGAUAAUCGUAUUGAUGAUAGUUUUAAUUAUGAUGAUGAUGCAACAUUAGAAGUAACUGAAGAUGCCAUGAGUACUACAAAAGAAAACCUCAAUGAUUCCUCAAAAAGUGUAGAAAAUAUUUACAACAACCUGAAUACAAAUAAAUUUAAUACACAACACAAAUAUGACGAUAAAGAUAAGAAGAACAUAUAUGUUAUAUCAUUUAAUCAAUAUUUAAUUACAAAAGAAUUUUUUAAUAUAAAUAAAGAAAAUGAACAACGUCCUAAGCUACAAGAAAUAGGACCAAGAUUUGAAUUCUCUUUAGAAGAAAACUACAAAAUACCUGAAUAUAAUUUAUUUCAAGAAGCAUUAAGAAACGUUAAAAAACAAAAUAAAUCAAAAAUUAAAAAUACCCAUGUCGAUGAAUUCGGUCAUAACAUUAAAAAGGUUUAUAUACAGAAGCAAAACUUUAAUAAGCUACAUACAAAGCAUACAAAAUUUGUUAAGAAAAAUAAAUUCAACACAUAA
Plasmodium adleri (nom. inval.) is the source of this 1215-nucleotide messenger RNA. RefSeq names its product nucleolar preribosomal assembly protein,putative. Gene Ontology annotation, molecular function: rRNA binding. The coding region runs from base 1 to 1215 and encodes 404 amino acids. Lineage: Eukaryota; Apicomplexa; Aconoidasida; Haemosporida; Plasmodiidae. Gene Ontology annotation, biological process: maturation of LSU-rRNA from tricistronic rRNA transcript (SSU-rRNA, 5.8S rRNA, LSU-rRNA); ribosomal large subunit assembly. Gene Ontology annotation, cellular component: nucleolus. The transcript has a single exon. The record is from RefSeq and is a predicted model, not a curated record.